UUAAAUUGUAAAAACAUUUCACAAUAUUACUGUAUUUUUGAUAUAAUAAAUGCAGCCUUGGUGAGCAGAAGAGACUUCUUUCAAAAAAAAUGUUUAUUUAUUUUUAAUUUAAUUUAUUUAUUUAGCCUAGGUCCUGAAAUGACCUCUUUGAAAUCUGUAGUGCUAAUUCAUUUUUCCUGUGCCCAAACAGAUAUUGCCAUGGAGGAGGCAGUAUCAUGGACUUUGUGACGGGUUCCAGGGUUCCCAGAGCAAAAUACACAAUGGUAGGAGAGGCACUGCGUUAUGUUAUUCCCUGCCAUAUGCAGUGCUCCAUGGGAUGUGGAGGGCAGGCCUGCAAGUACGAGGACCCCUCACACUGGACCGAGGACAAGCAGGCCAUCAGAGGAAUCUACUCGUCUUGGAUCACUGAUGAUCUGCUCGCCAUGGCCCGUCCUUCCACUGAAAUUGAAAAAUUCAACAUCAUAGAUCAGUUUUUGAGAUGUGGUUUGAAGACCGUCAUUAACCUCCAAUGCCCUGGCGAACAUGCCAGCUGUGGUAACCCGCUAGAUCCCGAGAGUGGCUUUACUUACCGACCGGAGACAUUCAUGCAGGCUGGCAUAUAUUUCUACAACUUUAGAUGGAAUGACUAUGGUGUGGCGUCUCUCACAUCAGUCUUGGAUAUGGUGAAAGUCAUGUCUUUUGCCAUUCAAGAAGGCAAAAUCGCUGUUCACUGUCAUGCGGGGCUUGGCAGAACAGGUGUGUUGCUGGCCUGUUUCUUGUUGUUCACUACACAGAUGACAGCAGAUCAAGCCAUUCUGUUAGUUCGAGACAAACGACCAAAUUCGAUCCAGACUAGAGGACAGCUCCAGUGCGUCAGGCAGUUUGCUCAGUUCCUAGUUCCCCUAAGGAACUUGUUUGCUAACGCUGAGCCGAGAGUGCCACCUGUCACUCUUUCACAAUAUUUGAUCCGGCAGAAAAAUAUACUGCACGGACACGAGGCACGGCAGCUGAGAUACAUGCCAAAGCUCGUCACCCUCAUCUGCAGGCUUCUACUGGACAUUGCAGAGAAUCGUCAGGUUAUUGAGGAGGACAUUGUUGAAGUUCCAGACAUCACACCUUUGGCAGAGAAAACGUUUAAUGAAAACUCAAUAUAUCAGUUAAACAGAGAGAUCAUGGGAAAUGGGAUGACUAUCAUCAGGCCACGUCUUCCAGGUCUACCCAGAGCCAAUCGAGACAACUCACAACCUCUUUACUAUGUCCGUAAGAGCCUUAGCUACAGCGAGUCUGACCUCCGGAGGUUAGCAGCGUCUUUAAACCUCUCAGAUAGCCCUCUCUGUGUUUUAGCCAGCAUCCACUCAUCCACCAGCAGCAAUCAGCUGGGAGUUUCCCAGAACUGUGUCCCUCCUUCUCUGGGGGCUUGUAAGAACAAUCCCAUCUACAGCUCAACCAGCAAUAUAUGGGAGCUGAAAACACUUAUGGACCAGUCAGAAGGAUCUCCACUGCUCAAAAACAGGAGACAGUCUGUCCUGCAGCGAAGCCAAUCUCUAGGCAUUUCGGAUGAGAAAAACACCACAAGCAUUGCCAGGAUACUGUCUUUCUGGAAGAAAGACUGUAAGCAAAGUUCUGACUCUGACGAGACUAAAAAAGUUAAUGGAAAAGACCAUUCGGAGGUGCCCUUCAUCACUGUCCAGUCUGAGUUGUCUCUGGAGUCACGGCGACUCCUGGUGGCUCAGUCCCUCGCAGUAGACCUUGAGAACGAUGGAGAAAAGGAACAAAUUCAGAAAGUGGCUGCUUGGCAGAGCGAUCUUAAUCGCCAGGGUGCUUGGGAGCGACUUUGUUUGGAAAAAGACCCAUUUAUUCUGUCUGGAAUCUUGUGGUCCUGGCUGGAGCAGCUCAAAGAACCAAUCAUCUCAGCCCAUGAUGUUCACACGCUAGAAGAGACCAUUGAAGACCCCAAGACUGUCCUCAACAGCCUAGAUAGGGCUUCAAGAGAAACAGUUAUGAUUAUUCUGGACUGUUUUGCUCAUUUAUUCACAAUACCUGAGGAAGUCGAGAGCGCUUUUCUGGAGCGAGCAACAAAAGCUUUCACAAAGAUGAAAAACACAGAUGAUGGGAAGAGUGUCCACGAAAUCAUGAAAAAGGUCUUGAAGCUUGUUCUGCAUCAUUUGAGGUCAGCUGCCAUGAAUGAGUUUGAGGUGUAACACAGGUAACAAUACCUAACUAAACACCUUAACUAAAAAGAGAAUUUGUUUACAUCUUUGUCCAUCGUCAAAGAAAAACUCUACACAUCUGCUUUUGCAGUUUCUCAGUAACCGGUGAAGAUUGGUAUAGGACUGAAAAGCAGUGUCAUGGGAGAAUCAUUAUUAAAAUCUUUGGUUGUUCCUCGGGUCUUGGUUUUAUAUGAAGAAUACAUGAUGUCAUGCACACUGUAAUUUAGUCCACAGAUAGACUACAUGAUAUUGUUCCCAUUUGUAAAAGCUGAAAAAUGCAUCUUGUAUGCUUAAUUGUUUUGCUGUAAAAAAAAUCGUACACUGUAUAUUAUUAUGUGCCAUGGUUUUAAUACUUGAAAAGCAUUGCAAAUGAAACCUCUCAUUUUUGUACCAUGUUUGUACAGUUAUUUGUAAUAAAAUAAGUAGAUUGU
Messenger RNA from Megalobrama amblycephala (Wuchang bream), 2620 nucleotides. RefSeq names its product protein tyrosine phosphatase domain containing 1b (gene ptpdc1b). Gene Ontology annotation, molecular function: protein tyrosine/serine/threonine phosphatase activity. Lineage: Eukaryota; Metazoa; Chordata; Actinopteri; Cypriniformes; Xenocyprididae. The record is from RefSeq and is a predicted model, not a curated record. Gene Ontology annotation, biological process: protein dephosphorylation; cilium assembly.